This is a messenger RNA of Physella acuta, 4711 nucleotides long. Its product is annotated as fas-binding factor 1-like. Gene Ontology annotation, biological process: establishment of epithelial cell polarity; cilium assembly. Gene Ontology annotation, cellular component: ciliary transition fiber; centriole; ciliary basal body. NCBI's taxonomy places the organism in Eukaryota, Metazoa, Mollusca, Gastropoda, Physidae. The record is from RefSeq and is a predicted model, not a curated record.
CAUUUGCACAAUCAUGGAAAAGGCAGCUGGAAAAAAAUUAACAAAGAAAGACAAUGAUAUUUUGGAUGAUUUGCUUGGUGGUCUGUCAUCUGAUGAUUCACCUAGAAGGAAAAAUACUUCACUGACACCAGCAAGACGAGCUGCCCCCGGAAGGCCAACAAAAUUAGGAGGAAAAGAUGACAAUUUCUACAGCACACUUUCUGCCAUGGCUGAUAGCAAUGAUCUAUCAGACGUUUCAGAAGCUGAUAUAGAUAAAGUUGCACGAUCUAUUGGGGGCCUAGAUGACAUGGAUGCUGACCUUUUUGGUGGUACCCUAAGCAAAAAAACAAGCAAUGGUCGACCUAGUGGUAAACCUACCACACCCCGGCAAGCAACUUUGAACUCUAAAGGGAAUAAAUCUCCAACAAGAGUACAGUCCCCAACUCGUGGUGAAAUGCCAACUAGCCCAACAGGCCGACCAAACCUGAUGAGAAAACCUGUGAAACCUCCAUCACCGUCCACAUCUCAAACAAAUGCAACCUCCCUGCCACAGACCCAGCCUGAGCAUAAACCUGGGACAGCACCAGGGAAAAUGAGUGAUUUAAGUUUGGCCAGCGAGAGUCUUGUACCUGGCCAGAAAGUUGUUCAGAGGCCUGAGACAGCUCCCAAAUUAAAAAAGAAAUAUGACUUUGGGGAUUUUGACCCUGAUGACCCCUUAGCUGGACUGUCAUCAGAUGAGUUUGAUGACCUGUUAGACAGUGACAGGCCCAAGUCAGCCACCAAGAAACCAGCAGCACCCAUACUCAAAACAGCAGACACCACAGCUAAACCUGCAGAGAAAGCUGCUCCAGCUGAAUCUCCCCGGAGGCGUAACCUAAUGGACAGACCUCCUACUAGAAGUGGUGCUUCAGGAGGGGACAUUGGGGCAGGUGGCGAUGUCACAAAUGAUGCUGACAAAACAGCACCAUCAAAAUCUCAGCCUGGUAUAUUCAGUGAUUCAGAUAAUGAUUUAUUGGAUGGACUAGAAGAUAAAGGUGCCAAACAGCCUGUCAAAGGAAACACAGGCAAUUCUGAAGAGUUGCGGCCUGCUAGAUCGGUGUUGGAUAGUUUGCUAGGGAAAAGUAACUCUGUUGCCUCGUCAUUGUUGGAGACUAAAGAGAAGAAACCAUUUGUUCUGGACAGUAAAUACAGUAGCUCUGCUACAGGAGCUCCUGCUAAUAAAGACGAGGAAGAUGAUUUUAAUUUUGGCAACUACCAGCCCUCUGCUGCAUCAGGGUCAAGGCCAAACUCUCGUAGAUCUGUCAGAUUCCAAGAUGAUGAUGAUAUUUUUGGCAUUGAUACUCGCCCCUCCCCCAGGGUUAAGUCGCCAGGUGCGAAAACAAAACCCCCAGCUGACAUGGAUUGGCUGGAGCUGGCCACCAACGCAGGUGUGUCCACAUCGACGUCCCCAACUGCCUCACUGGUCACCCCCGCGGCCCCCACACCUGCGCCGGCUGCUGCCACACCCAGCACGGCAGCUAAGCCACCGCCCGCAAACAAACUACCAGAAAGCCCUCGGAAGAGUCAACCCAAGGACGUCACACCUGCCAAACCGGCAGCCAGCACGACCCAAAGUGCUAAAGACUGGCUCGGGCUGGGUGAUUCGGAAUCAGAUGAAGAAUUGUUCAAGCCCAAAAAAUCAUCAGUCCACAGCGCCUCGUUACCUCACAGUCCUGCCCUGUCAGCACAAGCCUCGCCUCGUAUCUACCCGAAGAAGCCUAAAAAAGACUCCCCCUCGCCUAAGACCUCCACUGUGGUUAAGGAGGAUGAGGAUCAAGAUGAUUGGCUAGCCAGGGCUAGAAGCAGGAGGCAGCAGAUGUUGGCUAAAGAGCCGAGCAAAGACCCGGAUUCUUUAUUGGCUCCAGCCAAGAAUGAAAGCCUUGAACUUCAAGCUUCAAGAGUACCACAAUCUGGAUUAAAUGCUGAUGUUUCAAAUACAAUUGCUCCGGAGCCAUUGGAGACUUCAAGUGGUCAUCUCAUAUUUCCCCAAACCAAGUCUUCAGGUGGCCUCAGUUGGGAGUCACCAAGAACAGCUUUAAGUCUUACUGUUAGUGGGAGUCAGUCUGAUGGUAAAAAUGUUGUAACGCCAAACAUAUCAUCAGAUCCCAGAUUAAAGUUUUCUUCUGCCACGUUUAAACAGGAGCAGCUACCUAAUGAGGCAGUUGUAAGUUCGUCAUCACGACCAUUGCCAUCUGAGCAGCUGUCUCAGUUUCAACCACAGCUCUUUCAACAACAACAGCAACAACAACAGCAACUACAACAGCAGCAACAACAGCAGCAGCAACAACAGCAAUUUAUGCUGCAACAGCAACUCUUCCAACAACAGCAGCUCCAGAAACAGCAAGAACAGCAACAGCUACAGCAGUACAGCCAGCUGGCAGAGGAGAAGAAAAACCAGCUCCUACAGCAGCAGCAGGAGCUGCAGCGACAGCUCAACUCUGUACAGCUGCAGUAUGACUCUGUGUCCAAAGCUCAGCCCCCACCAAGUACUCUCAUACCAUCUUACGCACAAAUCACAGCCUCCAUAGAUAUGCCAGACUCUCUACCUUCUGCUCAGGCCAAGAUCAAGAAACUGGAACUAGAGAAGAGCUACACCGAGUCUUUACUUGACAGCCUGAGACGCUGGUACAAUGAUGAGAUGCUUGCUGUGGAGAAUUCCUACAAGAAUAGACUUCAGAUUAUAGAAGAAUCAAAUAGGAAAAAAGAAUCCAGAUUACGCGAAGAAAAUGAAGAACUGAUGCAGCAAAAUCUGGCCAGGGUCAGACAACUGGAGCAGGAGAAGAGUGACACCAUCACUGCGCAUUACCGCAAGCUGGAAGACAUGGAGAGGGAGAGAACUCAGGACUUGGAAAGGUUAAAAGAGCAACACAGGCUGUCAACUUUGGCUCUAAAGAGAGAGCAUGAAGAAGCUCUAGAAAGGUUGGCCAGGGCUAAAAAUGAAGAGAUCAACCUGGUGGCUAAUGCUAACGAUACAUCCAGGAGCCUGACCGCUGUGGUGGAGCAGAUCCAGAACAAUGCCAGAGACCUGGGGGAGCUGCAGUUGAAGCUGGACACCUGGAACAGGCAGGGGCUGGAUGAAAGGGAGAUCAAUCUCAGGUCCAAAGAUGAGCAGUUGAGAAUUCUCCAAGAGAGACUCACCAGACAGGAGAGUGACAAUGAAAGAGAGAGGAAGAAACUAGAGGAACUGAUAGCACGUAUGGAGUCACAGUUACGUGAACAGACACGGAUAAUGGAAGAGGAGCGCUGGAAACUGAAACAAGACCAAAGUAGAGUGGAGGCCCAGCAGAGGUCUUUAGAGGAUGAGAGGAGGCUGUGGCAGGAGCAGCAGGCCAGGGAGAGGGGUACAGUAGAGAGGGCACGGGAAAGUUUUCUGGAAGAGCAGCGCUACUCCCUUCAACAAAUUGGGGAGGAACGUCGCAUGCUGGCUGAGGAGAGGACCAGGUUCAACAUCGAACAGAAGACAAUUAGAGAGAAAAUAAAUCAGGACCAGAUCAAACGGAGCCAGGCCGAGGCAGAGUAUGAGAUCCUCUCCAGGACAACAGCGGAGGAGAAGCUGGCCCGCUCCAACAGGAUGAGUGAGCUGCAGAGGGAGGAGGAGAGAAUAGCCAGUGAGAGGAAUAAGCUGGAGAGGGAGAAGGCACAGCUGGAGCUGGAGCAGGAGAAGCUGGCCAAGCAGGCACGUCAGAUUCGGGAGCAGUCGGAGCAGAUUGAUCAUGUGACUGAGGCUGCACGUAGAGCCCAGCAAGAAGGGGAACAAGCCAUGGAAGAAGCCAUGGGCUACAACACACAGAUGGAGAGGAGAGAGAACGAGAUACAGAAACAGUUGGGGAACUUGAAGCUUAUGGAGGAACACAUCACCCAGGAGAAACUUCGUCUAGCCAGGGAAAAGAAGGAGAUUGAAAACCUGAAAACAUCAUCUCUCUGUGUCAACUGUCGCUCACCAUUGCAUGCAUCUGUACCAGUCAGUCACCACAAUGGUUUCUACACGCCCCAACCUGUUCCUGCCUCACCUGUCCAGCUCCUCCUGAGCUCAUCAGCUCACCAACUAGGAGCUAACCCCCAGCUGGUCCCUAACCCCCUGUCCCACAUUGCAGACUCCAUUGCAAACGACAGGGCUGUUAGGAUGCUGAAAAUUCAAGCUAUUAAGGAUAAAGAAUAUCUUGAGGAGGAAAAUUUUUACCUGGAAACUUUACGUCACAUGCCAUACCAUUCAACAACAUCAAAAUCAUGAAUUGUUGUAACAAGUAGGCCUAUCUAUGGUAGUUAACUCUAAUUAUAUCUUCCUAAAAUGUUACUUCACAUCAUCUGCAGAUUGUACUGAAGAAGUGACAAUGUUUAUCUUUUUGUGCAUAUAUUCCACAUUUAGCCAAAUUAAUCAUGUAAUGGUUUGUUUUUUAAAAGUAUUUUUAUCUAAAAAUGCCAAAAAACUUUUACAAUAGAAUGUGAAGGUAUCGAUUAACCUUUAUAUCUAUUUAUAGAUUCCAAAUAUUCUGUGAUAUAUUUUUUUAUUUUGUAGCUUUAAAUUAUUGUUUGUGACUACAUGUUGUACAAGCAAAUGUGUAUACAAUUUAGCUGUGACCUCACUGGUAUAUGUAGGGUCUGCAAACUUUGUUCUAUCUAUAGAGUCAAUUUUUUAUAAAUUAUUUUUGCCAAAUAUAUAUUUUGUAAACUGUACUUAAGUUUAUAUUUAAUU